CUAAAUACCUAUGUUGUCUAGAAAGUUCCCUCUGGCGAGUUAAAAGAUGACUUUUAACGGCUUUGGCACACAGACAGCUUGGCCUGAUGGAACAUGUUUCGCUAGCAAAGACAGAGAAAUUUCCAAAGGAAGGACCUAUAUCCGCGACUUGAGUCAAGGAAUGAACAGUUUUAACAUUGUUGGACUUGUCGUGGCCAAACAGGGAGUUCACUCUUUUCCAGACAGAAAGAACCCAGGCACAGAAAAAUGCCACUUCUUUUUCACUCUCAGAGAUACGCCUACGGAUUUCAUUAAUGUUAACUGCUGGGGGAAUGAACGUUUCAUUUACGACCUUUCAAAUUCCUUCAAAAUAAAUGACGUUGUGGAAGUAAGGAAUCCCCAGAUACAAAAUAAACAAAGCAAUGAAGCUGAGCAAAGAUGGAGACCAUGGACAUCAAGCCCAUACCAGCUGCAUGUCAGUGAGACAUAUUCGUCUGUAAGUUUAUUCAGUGGAUGGGACAUGAGUGAGUUUGACAAGAUUUCACAUGUACCCUUUAAGGCCAGUAAUGAUUUCUAUACCCUGGGAGAUAUCAUAGCCAACGAUCAGAACUUGCAUGGAGAACAUGUCAAUAUCCAAGCUGUUGUAAAAAGUAUUGGAGUGCCAAGAGACAUCGUUACCAAAACAGGAAAACGAGUCAAGAGAUGUGAAGUGGUUCUGUUCGAUGAAACCUGUUACUCAUUCCCACUCAUCAUGUGGGAUGAAGACACAAUAGAAAUGUCUCAAACGUGGAUGCCUAAAGAUAUAAUUCUUUUUAUCGCAGAUGUUAAAGUGACCUUUGACGACUUCAAAAAGUCUAUGAUCGCUACGUGUGAUAAUAAAACAAUUAUCACUGCAAAUCCAGAUACCAUGGAAGCUCGGUACUUAUAUAAUUAUGCACAAUCACUGGAGCUCUUAGAUGAUGAUCCUCUGAAUAACCCUGAGGCAUCCCUAGAAGGGUAUAAUUUGGAAAAUGUAAAGAACGUGUACAGCGUUCAACAACUCAAGCAAAUAAUGGCAGAACUGGACAACAGCACGCAACAGAUUCCCACAUUUGGGAUUGUUUAUGCCUGUCUUACUUCCUUUGACAUUGACAGCGAUGUAAAACAAGUAAUAGCGUCACGAUGUGUGUCUUGUAAUCAAAGAGUAGCACUUCUAAGCGAGACGUGCAUGAACCCAGAAUGCCCUGUGUCGUCAAAUCCUACCGCAUCUGGCAGUUCAACCACACAGCAAACAAUCAAGACACAGUAUGAAAUAAUGGUCUCCCUGAGUGAUCACACGGGAACAGUUGAAAACUGUAGGCUUGCUGAAAACUGUGCGGAGACAAUGUGUGGGUGCAAAGCAGUGGACUUUGCUCGAUGGACCAUUCCUCAGCUGACAAAUCUGAAACUACAGUUCCUUUUGGAGAGGUGUAAAGUUUAUUUUAAGCUCACAAUAUCAAGUUCCAAUCGAUCCACAAGCGCCACCAAAAAGUGGAUUAGAUUGUUAUCUUGUACUUUGGUUGACCCCAAGGAAGCUGUCGAGUCGCUAUCUUGAUCUUUGUACCGCUAAUAUUCAAGACAUUAAACACGUGCGCCUAUAGUUUAGUCGUUUUCCAACUCGUGCUUUGUUGCAUAAUGAUUUAAAAGAAAUUCUAUGGUCAUUGGCCAGGCGCCAACGUACCCAAUAUUUGUAACUAAUAACGUUUUUACUUCCAGUCAGCUAGAUCUUAGUUCACUAAAAAUAAGCAGGUGUGACCGCGACCGAUCAGCUGCAAUCUUUAAUAUGCUUCCUUUCAUCGUUCACUUUCAUGUGGGGCGACUUUACCACUUGGCACAAAAUUUGUUGUUCCUCUCCGCUUGAAGCCCAUGUAAAUCAUGUCCUUUAUACUAUGUUCUUUGAACAAGUAUCAGAUUAAAGUGCUUAAGCCCA
Molecule: messenger RNA, 1927 nt
Organism: Pocillopora damicornis (cauliflower coral)
Lineage: Eukaryota; Metazoa; Cnidaria; Anthozoa; Scleractinia; Pocilloporidae
Product: meiosis-specific with OB domain-containing protein
Biological process (GO): resolution of meiotic recombination intermediates
Molecular function (GO): single-stranded DNA binding; single-stranded DNA 3'-5' DNA exonuclease activity
Source: RefSeq, a predicted model, not a curated record